AGAAGCAGAAGCAGAAGCAGAAGCAGGACUAUUCUUUUUGCCUACUCGGAAAUUACGAUACGAAACGUUGACCCUUGUGAACAAAUACUGAGUCAGACGGGGCCCUACUAUUCGAUUCAUAUCGCGUGAUUUCUGUAUUAGUGUAGAAGAAGCGAAAAAAAAAUUCGACGUUGCGAACGGACGGAGAUUAGGUCGAUCCGCUCAUACCUACAUUUCUAGCACGCUGUGGUUUUCUGUCAAAUUGCUAAAGAUAACAACACAUGGAGAAUGGGUCCCGAGCCGCAUGGUAGGAAAAUACGAUGCGCACUUUGUAAAAGUUCCAAGGAAAAUCUGACAACUGGACCAUUAUCGACGAAAGAUUCCGUCACCGCUCAUCAGAACUGCUUGCUUUAUUCAUCUGGGGUUAUUUGCCAGAACUCGCCAGAGUUUGACGACUUGUUUGGUUUCACUGUAAAAGAUGUCCAGAAUGAGAUGAGGAGGGGAAACAGACUGAUUUGCUACAGGUGUAAGAGGAAGGGUGCCACGGUGGGGUGUGAGGUGAAACGCUGUCAGAAGUCCUACCAUUACCCCUGUGCUGUGGAAGACGGGGCCCACAACGUCGAAGACCGUAUUGAAGGGAAGUAUACGGUGUACUGUCAGAAGCAUAAUCCAGAAUUAGGAGCAUCCAAUGGUACAUCUUUGUCCUGCAACGGGGAUUCAGACACAGAGAAGAACAACAAUGGAGAAAUGUCAUCCAAGCUGUUUUGUGUCAUCUGUGAAAAGAAAGAGGAGAGCAUCAGUCUAGAACACAUCGACAGUGGCAUUUUCAAGUUGUACUGUGAAACGCAUAAACCACUGUCGCUGCAGAAAGAGCUGAAUGGACAUGCUUUGUCAGGACCCUCAUCUUGCAAGAGUGACUACAACACACCUGAAAACCAACGGCAGACACCAACACCCAAGAGACGGUUGAACUUCUCUAGCAAACGGGAAGUGACAUCAUCAAGAAAGUCCAAAAACAGGAGGAUAAUGGAUAACUCCUCAGACUCAGAUGGAGAUGUGAAUAGGAUUGAUAUGGAGUUUUCCCCUCUGGAGUCCAAUCUAGAAGACCUUGUCAACUCUGAAGACAGUAAUCAUGCUGAGACCCCCAUAGCUUCCACCACAGGAAAUCAGCCAGCACCUGAAGAUGGGGACUAUACGUUAAUCGACUCCGAUGCCGGGUCCCAGAGUCUUUUGCUGCCAGUGAUGCUGUGUGUUGCAUCUGAAGAACCCUCUCAGGCCACAGUGUGCAGUUCUGAGUCUUGUCAUGGUUCUGUUCCGCACUCACCUGGUUCACCACACGGCAGCUCUCACUCACCUGGACCUGCUAUUGAUCCCAUCUUGCCUGUCCACUCACCUGACUGCUCAUCCGUCCACUCUGGUCCACUCAAUUUGGCCAGCACAGCUAUUGUGUGUUAUGGCCCAGUGUCCUCUCCUCCAUCUCCCUCUCCACACGCUGUCUCCCAGUGUCCCCUUGCAAGGCCUGAAGGCCUGGGUUCACCUGGUGGUUCUGGCUCCAGCAAUGCAGCCAGCAGGGUGUUCUGGAGGAGGUGUACCGAAGCAGGCUGUACAGAGUCCAUCUUCACCACUUUCAUCUCUGACAUGGUCGGCAUCUCCAAGAGGAUCCUGUCAGAUCAGGCCAGUCAGGAGGAUUAUGAUCUCUCUCUGAGAGUGAUUGAGGCCUCUGGAAAAUUAUCACAGAUGCUUUCACAGCAGGAGAGAGAGUUUAAGAAGAAGCAAAGGGAGCUACAGAGAGCUACGGCAGCCAUAAGAGAAGCCAGGUCAGCCCUGAAAAGAUGAGCGGCACUGCCAGAAAUUACAGCCUUCAAAGUUCAAUUCACCUUUCCUCAUUUGUAAAGGUGUAUUAUUCAGCCAUAUAUUUAUCAUUUGAUUUCUCAAUGUUUUUUGAAAAAACUUGUUCCGCUUUCUUAUCAUAAUACCAAACACACAUAACCUAAUCUUAUAUUACCACCGUGUUUAUAUUUAUAUCUAGUAGAAGCAAUUGUCAAACAAGAAGAGGCUGGCUUUUUCACUUGCCAGAAAAGGGACUUUAUAGCUUCACCAAUGUAAAAAAAAUAAUGUACAGUACCAGUUUGGACACGCCUACUCAUUCAAGGGUUUUACUUUAUUUGUACUAUUUUUUGGGGGGGGUAUUUUUUUAUUUUAGAAUAAUAGUGAAAACAUCAACUAAGAAAUAACGUAUGGAAUCAUGUCGUAAACAAA
Messenger RNA from Oncorhynchus mykiss (rainbow trout), 2238 nucleotides. RefSeq names its product PHD finger protein 11 (gene phf11). The record is from RefSeq and is a predicted model, not a curated record. Gene Ontology annotation, cellular component: nucleus. NCBI's taxonomy places the organism in Eukaryota, Metazoa, Chordata, Actinopteri, Salmoniformes, Salmonidae.